CUAUGCAUGAGCUGAGAAUGGGUUACAAACAAUCGCUAUUGCAACGUUUACAACAAAUCGAAAUGUCGGCCUAUCAAAAAUCCGAAACCGAACCAACAAACAAACGUCGGGAUACCCAGCCAGCCGAUGCUGAGCCGGCUGCUGCUGGCGCCGUCGGUCUGAAUGUUACAGAUUUUAGUAUACAACGGAUAUUAGGAGAUUCACCGGACAAAUGUAAACCCUCACAAUCGCCACGUACCUCCAGCAGUUCCAUAACACAGGAUACACCACCCACCAGUCCCAAACUCUAUGCACCGGUGGCCACAAAGGCCCAAUACCCUGUAGCGGCAGAUAUUUUGGAUUUAUCAAAAACGAAAACGGGAACAUCAACAAUACCAUCUUCCAACCCUGCCUUGGAAUUCCCCUACACCACACCUGAUGCAGGUUUUACCUACCCCGCCAUACAUCCCAACAUUUUGGCAGCGAUGGCGGCCCAGAAAUUCUAUGCCCAAUUUUUGCCGCAGAUGUUUAGUGGAGCUACAACAACCGCAGCAAUGGCGGGUUUAUACCAGCAAUUACCCCUACCCCGCAGUGCACCUGGACCAGCAACCUCGUCCUAUCAAAAGCGUUACUUUGCACCCUAUGUUCUGAACAACAACAACAACCAGAACAGCAACAAACAAAAUCCCACACACACCCCCCUAACACCACCCACACCCACCGCACCGCAAUGCCAAACAUCCGCACCAUCAUCAUCAACCUCCACACCAACCACAAGCAAAUAUAUCUGCUCUCGCCUCGAUUGUUCGGAAUGUUUGGAGAACUAUUAUAAAACACCAAAUUCUGCCACUGGUGGUUAUUCGUAUAAGAGCCCAAUAUUGUCACCCACAGCCUCAACCAUCAGCUCCACCAGCUCUUAUCAUUCGAAAAUACAAAAGGAUGUAAUGCUAUCGGCGGCGGCUUCGACAAAUAUUUCAUUGACAUCGGUGACAAAUAUCCAUUUGACUACAGGAAAGGGUGCCACCGGAGCAGGAGGAUCUAUGUCAACGUUAUUUGAAAGUCGGAAUUCAGAGGAAAUUAGCUAUAAAUGUCGGAUAUGCGAUAAGGUUUUUGGAUGUUCACAGACAUUGCAGGCCCAUGAAAAAACCCACAAAUCACCACGCUAUGAAUGCACCGAUUGCGGCAAAGGUUUCUCCCAAUUGCGGAACUACAAAUACCAUCUCUCCGUGCAUCGUGGAACCAAAGAAUUUGCAGCGGAAUGCCCCGAAUGUGGCAAGACCUUCAACGACAAAGGCUACCUAAGCAGCCACAUGAAAAUUCAUCGCAAUAAAAAGGAAUACGAAUGUCCCUAUUGUCCGAAGUCCUUUAAUCAACGUGUUGCCUUUAAUAUGCAUGUACGCAUACACACGGGUGUAAAGCCGCACAAAUGUGCCGAAUGUGGUAAACGUUUCUCGCGUAAAAUGCUACUGAAGCAACACAUGCGCACACACAGCGGAGAAAAACCUUAUCAAUGUUCGGUGUGCGGUAAAUCAUUUGCCGAUCGUAGUAAUAUGACACUACAUCAUAGGCUGCAUUCGGGUAUCAAGCCAUUCAAUUGUCCCAUCUGCCCGAAGGCAUUCACCAAGAAACAUCAUCUGAAGACACACUUGAACUAUCAUACCGGUUGUAAGCCCUAUGUCUGUCCACAUCCGAAUUGCAAUCAGGCCUUUACACAAUCGAGUAAUAUGCGAACGCAUGCCAAAAAAUGUCAAUAUCGACCGUUACAAAUGACACAGUUUUCAACACCAUCAUCUGCUGGAGCUGUAGCUUCUUCUGCGAUGGCCAACAGUUCAAUAACAUCAUCCUCAUCAUCGGCUGAAACGAAAUCAUCAAUAUCCGCCGCCUCAGUUGCAGCAGCCGCUGCCUCAUCUUCAUCGGCCAUAACGGCCCAAAGUCUGCUGCUGAAUACCAUUUCCCGUUUACCUUCAACGGCUGGUGUUGGCAGCAACGGUAACAGUCUUUAUCAUGGUGUAAAUGUCCCAUCGACCAGCAUCAGCAGCAUUCCUUACAUGCCAUCCACCACUUUAUCGGCUGGCAUUCGGAUGUUAUCCACAGUUCACAAUUCCGUACCAACGACCGCUUCCACUGGAUUUCCGCCAGCCCAGCAGCCUCUACUGUCCACCUUGAGACCGUUUUAA
This is a messenger RNA of Musca vetustissima, 2156 nucleotides long. RefSeq names its product zinc finger protein ZFP2. NCBI's taxonomy places the organism in Eukaryota, Metazoa, Arthropoda, Insecta, Diptera, Muscidae. The record is from RefSeq and is a predicted model, not a curated record. Bases 3 to 2156 code for a protein of 717 amino acids. The transcript has 2 exons.